Messenger RNA from Syngnathus typhle (broad-nosed pipefish), 2370 nucleotides. RefSeq names its product epoxide hydrolase 1, microsomal (xenobiotic) (gene ephx1). The transcript has 9 exons. Gene Ontology annotation, molecular function: epoxide hydrolase activity. Bases 9 to 1517 code for a protein of 502 amino acids. Gene Ontology annotation, biological process: epoxide metabolic process. Lineage: Eukaryota; Metazoa; Chordata; Actinopteri; Syngnathiformes; Syngnathidae. The record is from RefSeq and is a predicted model, not a curated record.
UUCCCAUCAUGCACUUCUGGAAUGUGGACGCAACUCCAAAAGUUCACUUGAAUUUUUCUGUUAAAUCGGGACAGAGGGCGACCACAGUGUCCGUGGUCACAAGUGGAAGAGCCCAGCACGCAUUGCAGCAGGAAAAAAAAAAAACAGUGAUCAUGUUGAUAGAGGUUUUGAUUGGUCUGGUGGUUGGAGGAGUCGUUUUCCUGCUGGUGCUUCGAAGAAGAAGCCAUGUUUUGAAGACAGAGGAUGGCUGGUGGGGUGUCGGUCCAGAACCUGAUGGUGAGGAGGACACUACCAUCCACCCUUUUAACGUGACCACCACCAUUGCAGAAUUGAAGGACCUACACAGAAGAAUAGACCAAACGCGCCCAGUUCCCUCACUAGAGGACAGCCAGUUCCAUUACGGUUUCAAUUCGGAAUACCUGAGCAAAGUCGUCUCUUAUUGGAGGAAUGACUUUAACUGGGGAAGACAAGUGGGCAGACUUAAUCAAUAUCCUCACUUUAAAACCAACAUUGAAGGCAUUGAUGUUCACUAUGUCCAUGUGAAACCCAAACGGGUGCCAGAGGGGACCGAUCCGAUUCCUCUCAUAAUGGUUCAUGGCUGGCCUGGGUCUUUCUAUGAAUUUUAUGGGACAAUCCCACUGCUAACAGAGCCAUCAGACCCUCAGGCCCUUGUUUUUGAGGUGGUAUGCCCAUCCAUACCCGGCUAUGGCUACUCAGAAGCGCCACAUAAGAAAGGUUUUACUUCAGUGUGUGCUGCUCGUGUCUUCCACAAACUGAUGAGGCGUCUGGGCUUUCAGCAGUUCUACGCUCACGGAGGAGACUGGGGAUGGCUUGUCACCACCAACAUGGCUCAGUUGGAACCCAAGAUCGUCAAAGGCUUGCAUGUAAACUUUGCUCCACCUUCCAAACCUGGACUGAGCGUAACUUUAUCGAUCCUGCUCGGCCGUUACUUCCCCAAGUUGUUUGGCUUUACCAGUGCGGACCUUGAGCGUCUCUACCCCUGCGUGCAAAAAUUGUUUGUGGAGUCCAUCAAGGAGAGUGGCUACAUGCACAUCCAGGCCACCAAACCUGACACGGCAGGUCGAGGACUGAAUGAUUCACCAGUCGGCUUGGCUGCAUACAUUCUGGAGAAGUUCUCAACAUGGACAAGUCAUGACUUUCGAAACCUGGAGGACGGAGGACUCACCAGGAAAUUCUCCUUGGAUGACCUCCUGACUAACGUAAUGAUCUACUGGACGUCUGGCUGCAUCAUUCCCUCAAUGAGGUUUUAUAAGGAAAACUUUUCCCGCCUCGGCUCUCCCCACACCAAGAUGCCGGUGACGGUGCCGAGUGGAUUUGCAUGCUUCCCCAACGAGCUGAUGCACACUCCAAAGUUGUGGGUCCAACAGAAAUUCCAUAACCUCCUCACCUACUCGCAAAUGGCCCGUGGGGGUCAUUUUGCAGCCAUGGAAGAACCCCAGCUGAUGGUUGAGGACAUAAAUAGAUUCAUUAAGAAAGUGGAGAUGAAAACGCAGUAGGGCUGAAUAUGAGGUCGACAUGGAGUUAUCCCUCGCUACUUCGCGUUUCGUUUAUCGCGGCUUCACUACAUAGCGGAUUUUUUUUCCAAAUUAAAAAAACAUUUAAAAGUCAAAAUAAAACUUAUAAAUUGAGGAAACGUGUCUAACCUUUAGGACAAUGUAGUAUUGCUCCAAAUGUUUGUUUACAUUCCUUUAGAAGUCCGUUUUCGCACGAUCGUGAAUUAGCAUCUUUCCGCUAACGGUGGUUUUAGGAACCAAUUAUCCGCGAUAAACGAGGGAUUACUGUAUUUGUUUGUUUUGCCUUUCAGUUUAGUACGCAUUAUUUGGCCAAAAUAUCCCGAAAUAAACUUACUAUAACACUAAUGACAGCGUUUAAUGACCGCAACCAUACAGUGGUGGACUGAACUGUCUCGCUUUUUGAAAACAUAGCUAAUAUUAAUCAAAUUCCAUUCAUUUUGCAGUGUAAGUAGAAAGCAAUAAUAUUUUGUGCUAACCCCGCUGACUAAACUGUAUGUAAAUGAAUUCAAACAGUUUGAAAGUGAAAACGUCCAGCGUGUGUUUACUCUCCCCCCCUGCUGGUGUUUAUGGUUUCUACCUUCCUCCGAGCCUCCCAUCAGCCUUGUGGGCCAGCAGCUGCAGAUGGAAGGUCAGCGGGCACUUGGUGUUAUUGUGUUGACAGCGCAGAGAAGGCAUCAGGCAUUCCUCCAACGGAUAUCACAUCAGUCUGUUUGGCCACAUACAUGAUGCGUCAUGUGCAAGGCAUACCUAAAAGUUGACUUUUUCAAUGUCUACUAAUACUUGAUAUUAAGAACAUACUGUCCUGACUUUGUCACAAUUAAAGCUUUCCAAUUAA